Molecule: messenger RNA, 4854 nt
Organism: Phycodurus eques (leafy seadragon)
Lineage: Eukaryota; Metazoa; Chordata; Actinopteri; Syngnathiformes; Syngnathidae
Gene: stc1
Product: stanniocalcin 1
Exons: 4
Coding region: 104-931 (275 amino acids)
Biological process (GO): intracellular calcium ion homeostasis
Cellular component (GO): extracellular region
Molecular function (GO): hormone activity
Source: RefSeq, a predicted model, not a curated record
UUUUUCUCGCUCUCGCUCUUUUUUUUUUUUUUUUUUUUUUUUUUGGUUUUUAUUUAUUUUAUUUAUUAUUAUUAUUUUUUAAUUUAAAAUUCUUGCAGAUUGAAUGAAUUCCCCUCGGAGCCUCGGCCGUCUCUUCGCGAUCACUUGUGACAUCUGCGCCGGGAAGACGAUGCCUCUGAGGACGGGACUUUUUCUCCUGAUGCUGCUCAACGCAUCUGCAUACGAGCUGGAUCACAACGAGUCCUAUUCGUCCAGGAGAGCACGCUUCUCGGCCAACAGCCCUUCAGAUGUGGCACGCUGUCUCAACAGUGCCCUCCAAGUUGGCUGCGGGGCCUUCGCCUGCCUGGAAAACUCAACUUGUGACACAGAUGGCAUGCAUGACAUCUGCAAGUCCUUCCUGUACAGUGCUGCUAAAUUUGACACUCAGGGUAAAGCAUUUGUGAAAGAGAGCCUUAAGUGCAUUGCCAAUGGCAUCACCUCCAAGGUGUUCCCCACCAUCCGUCGAUGCUCCACAUUCCAAAGAAUGAUAGCCGAAGUCCAGGAGGAGUGCUACAGCAAGCUGGAUAUCUGCACGAUCGCCCGGACCAAUCCCGACGCUAUCGGCGAGGUGGCCCAGCUGCCGAGUCACUUCCCGAACAGGUUCUACGGGAGGCUACUGCAGAGCCUGAUGGACUGUGACGAGGACACGGUGGAGAGCAUCAGGGCCAGCAUGGUGUCUCGGAUGGGCCCGGAGAUGACCAUGCUCAUACAGCUCCUGCAGAACAAGCCGUGCACGUCCACAACCGUCGCAGCCACCCCGACCGGAGCGGAGGCCCGCGGGAGCUGGCGCUGGUCCGUGGGCCCCCAUAUGUACAAGAUCCAGCCUAAUCUGCGAAACAGAGACGCUGCUGGUCAUUUUGGCAAAAAACGCUCAGCUAGUGACAGCUCCUAACUUCUUCUUUGCACUCCAAGUCCGAAACGCUCCUCUAUUCCCUCGGGGUGAACACAUCCAUUCCUCCACUUGACUGGAAGUUACACAAAUAAGCACCUCCAGGGAAUGCCGGACCGCCCCUAGAGUUGAUCUGAUUGUUGCUAUAUUGUAUAUCCUACGUUUAAAGCUUCAGACACCACCACCCCUCUGUCCAUCACUCACUCCCACUCCAGCAGCCUUGUUCACGCUUCAUCUCCUCAAGAUGAGAUGAAUCCUUAAAAGGUCUUGAUGCCAAGCACAAAAAAAAAAAAAAGAAGAAGAAAAACAGCCAUAGUGGUUCUUAUCUCUAGAGCAGGGGUUCUCAAACUUUUUGGGUCCAGGGGAGAAGAUGCCUCCUCAUAAUCCUAAUACCAAUUAAACAUAGCUACCAUGUGUACCCAUAGAAAUUAAAAGGUUGCUCACUUUAUAGGGAAAGUCAUAAUGUUACAAUAAAUUCAUACUUUUAACAGAGAGAAAUUUGUAAUGUUAUAGGAAUCAAGUUGUAUUUUUUUCAAGACAAAAAUGUUUGUGGUCUUUACAAGAACAACGUAUUUUUGUCGGAUAAGUCAUCGUCUUAUGAGAGGAAAGUCGCAUUUUUGAAUUUGGUCAUAUGUGAAUUUCAAAUGUGACAGAAAUUUCCAGGAAUGGUGUCACAAAAGGUAUAUUUGAAAUCACGAACGGCAAACUACGAGUUUCCCCCUUCAACGUAAUCCCCCUGGAGUCUAACGCACUUUCCCCGGGCAUCUCUGCCACGCCUUCAUGGUGAAGCAGCCACAAGUGGCCCUGCUCCUGGAACGUCUUUGUGGAUGUGCUGGUGGAUUGUCUGAAGGUGAAAACUCAUAUUUUGGGGUUUGAAAUAUAUCUUUUCUUCCACCAGUCCUGGAACUUUUCCAACAUACCUCGCAGGUAUGCACUUUUUAAAAAUGAUCCCACAUAAUUUAUUGCAAAUUAUUAUAAUGAAACCCAAGCUACAGGUCGUGCACCCCAGUUUUAGAACCACUGCUCUAGAGCACAAGCAGAGGGCGCACCAGGGAUAUCAUUUUGGACACAUCACUUCAAUGCCGCAUAUUGAAAAUACUAUUUUCGAGGGCCCCUUGUCAGUCAUGGGGCCCUUAGAAUCACUUUUCUCCCACUUACGGUGCACCAAAGCACAAGUAAAAGUCAUCCAUUGACAGAUUAUUAUUGGUUCAUCCAUUGGGGGUGGGGGGGGGAAUCAUUAGUUGUAUCCAAUAUUCAAGUGGUGAGACCAGUCAAAUUGUGAGCAUGAGAUGUGAAGGUCACCUUCACGUGUAUUUUUUAACAAUGCUAACUCUUACAUGUACUGUAUCCUAUAGGUAAUCUGAGACAGCCAAAGCUAGCCUUCUACGAAGACAGCGUGGUCACUAAAACCGUUGCGAGGUUACCUUAAACUGACCAAAAAAAAACAAAAACACAACUUCAAAACUGCCCUGAAUGCUAUUCAUUAAAUACCAAAAUAGUGUAUAGAUAUAGCACAUAUGAUGAUGGUUUGUUUUCUGAUGACAUAUGUAGCCAUUAGUAGUGAUGUGUUGUUCUCAAUUAUCAUAAAGCUCAUUAGACCAAAUCUGUCCAUCAUAUUAUUACCAUGCAUGUGACUUUUGAGCUCUCCGGCGUCAAAGGCACUAUGUUUAUGUUGCUAAAGUGAGGGCGAGGUGCUUGCCUCCAUGCUGAACGACGUAGGUUCGCUUCCCCCGGGGGUCAAGAUUUAGCGUGACUAUUUAAAAUACACACACACACACACACACACACACACACAAACAAGCCUUCUUGGAAUUAUAUUUAUUUUCCUACUAUAUUAUUUAAUGUCUUAUUUUAAUGCACAUAUUUUAGGUUCAAUUCGCUUCAAACAAGCAGUUCAGUUAUGGCUUAAAUUUGAACUAUAUAUAUAUAUAUAUAUAUAUAUAUAUAUAUAUAAUGACUCUGUGCUGGCCAUAGGGGAACAAAGUUGGUCAUUCAAGUCAGGUGAUGUACUCACAUGGGACCACAACUACACGUUGCAUUGCAGUGCAUGGGGCUAAAGCAAACAUCAGCACGGAUGGCGUGGGUAACGUCCCUCCAUCCAUUUUUCAUUAAAAAAUUGGAAAUUGAAGUUGGCAGCGGUGCUGUUGGUAAUGGACUUGUUGACACUUCAAGUUGCUAUUUUCUGUUUGAACUAAUAGCAGUUUGUUGAACCCUUCAUAUUCUAUGAAGACAAUCGCCCCAAAUAGGAAGCCCCAUGCUGGUGUUUAUUUGGCUCGUUACCUUAUAGACAUGAGGAGGCAGUCCUGGAGCCUUUUUUGCACCAGUUUGUGCACAUUGCCUCAAAGAAAGUAUUUGUGAAGAUACAUUUCAUUUUGGUGGGUUGGGUUCAGCUCUUUUUUUUAUUGUUUUUUUUCUCUCCGCCCCCCUACAAUUUUAUGUAAUUAAGGAAGUUUGAUGUGCCAUUAGCCAAUUUAAGAGCUGUAUCUAGAAUUCUGCCUUUACAAGGCCAAAAAUGCUCAGUUUUGAUGGACACUGUCAUUAAUUUAACUAUAUCGUUGAGGGAAGGGAUAUUCUUUAAUUCAUUGAUCAAACUACAACCACAAUAAUAAACAUAUUGCUCUCUUGACAGCGUGAAUCAAAACAUUAAAUAUCAAACAUUAUUAUAUUUCUGAAGGCAGUUUUUUUUUCAUACAAUUGGAACUAAGGCUUGAAAAUGAGCAGAUUUCCAUUGACCAAAACAAUUAACAAGCUGAACCCAAUCCUGCAUGAAGAAGUGACUUCACGUUGACCAGGGAGGAGCACAAACAUUACAAGAUCUUAUUUUUUACUUCGCAUGAUAAUUGUUUUUCAGCAUCAAAUCCAAGACUAUGUUGACAAUUCCAAACUAUGCAAUGAUCUCCGACACAAAGGCUCCACAGCGACACAGAAACGAACGCUUUUGUUCAUGUGGUGAAUAAAAGCAGUCUACGGUGAUUGUUCAGCUCAGUUAACGGCGUGUCCUAUGAGCAUCUAAGAGCUAUAGUCACACUGUAGUCCAAUGGUAUCCUACUAUUUUAUGUUCAUAAUGCACUUUUUUUCAUUUCUAUUUUGACCACUACAAAGGGCAUUGAAACAUUCAUGAUAUAUAUAUAUAUAUAUAUAUAUAUAUAUAUAUAUAUAUAUAUAUAUAUAUGUGUGUGUGUGCGCGUGUGUGUGUUGUCCAUCAUGGGUUAAUUCCCAAACCCAAACAGCUGCUGCCCACUUAUCGGCGACACCCACGUCCGUGUCUUGUCUGUCGUCUUGUUGACUUCCUAUGGACAUUCCUGUGUGUCAGUUACUUUUAGGGCAAAUUGACUGUUUUUCCUCAACAAAGUCCAAUGUAACGGUAGUUUUCAGAGAAUGUAACUGUUUACUGAAUGUCUGCUUGCAGGAGGCCACAUCCAGGACAAAACACAAACAAGCACAGACGCACGCACGCAAGCAUGCACACACACUCUCACACACACACACACAAAGUGGUCACGGGCCUUCAGUUAGUUUGUGUUGCAGAUUCGAGCGAGAGCGUCACGGCGGUGAGCUGUGUAAAAACUGUUUCUCCUGACACGUCAUGGUACUCUUUCCUCUCAAGACUUGAAAUAGAUUGAUCGUGAUUGAUUGUUGUUGUGCUCGAGCAAAAGCGAAAAAAAAAAGCUUCAGUGACUUGUAAAGUUUAUUUUGUAUUCAUGUAUAUAUCUAUGAAAAUAUAGAUAUAUAGAUAUAUAUAAGUGACAGUUAUUUUAAUAUUCAAAUAGCACACUCGAAGUUAUUGAGGACUGAACUGAAGUUCCUGAUACAGAUGCUAUGUAACGCAUGAUUGACCUUGUGUAAAUGACUUGCACUUUAAAAUGUACCCACAUACAUAUAUACCCAUACUGUGUAUAUGUUUGGGUUUUUCCUCUGUACUGAAA